GGGCGUUGUCUCAUAAUUUUAGCGUAAAAUGAUACCAUUGUACAUGUGUAAUAUAAUACAGACUGCAGCUAGCAACUAGCUGCUAAAGUAUCAAGAUGGCUGAUUCACGAGUUACAGACACAACUGGCAUUGCUACUGAGCCUCGAUCCAUUCCCCUGUCCACAUUUGGAGAAAAACCACAGAAAACCCUGCAAAAUGCUGCAAGGGACAAUCGUGAGGACAUUGUUCGUCAGUGGCUGAGUAAACUGCCCAAGUACAACAAGUCGAGGAUACUGGACCAGAAGGAUACCAUGGGUUACUCAGCCAUGCUAUAUGCUGCCAAGUUCAACCGCUUCAAGAUCAUGACUCUGCUCGUCACCUCGGGAGCUAGCACUGAGUUGGCGUCUGACGAUGAUUCCAAGCUGACCCCACUCCACCUUUCUGCCCGCUACCUCCCCCGUUACCAAGAUGAGGACGCCCAGACGCAGGACCAAGAGGAGGUGGAGGUCACCGCACUCUCCUCUAGUAAACAGGCCAUGAAGUUCCUUGUCACCUUCUGCAGAGUGGACGUGAAUGUGAGAGCUCAGUAUGGUAUCUCUCCACUUCAUCUUGCCUGUCAGCGUGGGAACAUUGGGGCCGUGGAGAUACUCUUAGCCAAUGAAAACAUCGACCUCACCAUCGCCGAUGACAACAAGGACACACCUCUUCACGAGGCAGCUCUAAAUGGAUUCACAGAAAUCGUCGAGAUGAUUCUCCGCAAGAUGAAAAGUGAUGGUACUAUCAGCCUCAUGCUGCUCAACGAUGAAGACCAGACUCCCCUGCAUCUGGCCUGCAGAGAGGAUCACAUCGAGAUCGUGAAACUGAUCCUUACGUACGGGUUUGAGCAACGCAGGGAACUGGCAAGUGCUCAAGACAAUGAGUUGAACACACCUCUGCAUCUCGCCUGUGAGAGUGGGAAUGAUGAGAUUGUGCGACUUCUCCUACUCAACGGUGCCGAUCUGCUCACACCUAAAAAUGAGAAUGUUUUCCCGAUACAUAUUGCGGCCAAGUUUGGAUUUGUAAAGGUAGUCGAGACGAUGCUCAACUCAGGCACAGACGUCAUCAAUGUGGGAGACAUCUACCAGAAGACUCCUCUGCACUAUGCCGCUCAGUUUAACCAGGAGAAGAUGAUCAACUUCCUGGUAGACAAAGGUGCUGAGAUUGAGGCGUCUGACACGAGCUCCUACACUCCCCUCAUGACAGCUGCUAACAGCGGACAGGUACUGGCCCUCAAGACUCUUAGGCACAGAGGAGCGGCCAUUGAUGUCCUCGAUGCCAAUGGCAGGAGCUGUGUCUUCCUUGCUGCUCAAGCUAACCAUGUUCCUGUGCUCAGGGCUGUGAUGAGAGAUCGUACUGGAGCUAAGCUAGCCUUGACUCCAGACUCCAACUAUAGUACACCUCUGCACAUUGCAGCUUCCAAUGGGCACCUGGCCUCACUCAGAGUGCUCAUGGAGAAUUCACAGAAUGUCACCAAACUGGACUCCAUUAAUGAACUGGGUAGGACCUCUCUCCAUUUGGCUGCCUCCAAUGGACACGCACAUGUUGUCCGUGACAUCAUUGCCAAAAAACCAGACACUGUAUUAGACGAGGAUGAGGAUGGUAACACAGCACUCCACCUUGCUUGUAUCUAUGGCUAUCCCAACGUGGUCAAAGCCCUCAUCGGAGCCAAAGCUGACAUCGAGGCCAGGAAUGCAACUCUAUGGACCCCAAUGGAUUGUGCAGCUGCCAGAGGCCACCCUGCUGUGGUGAGUAUCCUUCUCAUGGCUGGAGCAGACGUGGAUCCCACGGACAAGCUCAAGGUCACGCCCCUCCAGCUGGCAGCACAGGAGGGCCAUCCCAUUGUAGUCAACGUCCUCUUAGAGAACAAUGCCAACGCUGGACAGACAGACCAGAACGGGUUCAAUGCUCUCGAUCACGCCAUACAAAAUGGUCACGAUGACAUUGCCCUGGCCAUUGUCAGGUCCAGCCAGUGGGUCCAGGCUCUGAGGAACACAACAGACUCUCCCUUUGGGGGGACCACCACUCCUCUCAGAAAACUCAUUAGGAAAAUGCCAGACGUGGCAGAGGAGGUGUUCAACAGGUGUACCUCCACCAACGCCAGCAAGGACGGCAAGGUACGGUCCGACUCACUCGAGUACUGCAUCACCUUCAACUAUGAGUUCCUCGAGGACUUCCGAGAAGCAGAGACAAGGACAGCCAAACUACGAAGAAACCUCAGGAAAACCUUUAGAAACGAUCUCAGUGACACUGGUAGUGAUGGUAUGAGCGAUGUCCCAGAGGCAAAGGUCAAAGGUCAAACCACUACUCUAAACAGGAACCUUGAAGAUUUUAGGUUGUUUGGACGAAAACGUGACAGCUCUAACAACUGGGGACCGGAGGGAUUCACCAAGUUCAACCAUCCUCUGUCUAUCAUGGUGCAAAGUGAGAGGACGGACCUGCUCACCCACCCCCUCGUGACCAGUCUCCUGGAGCACAAGUGGAGGAAGUUUGGACUGGGGUUCUACACCUUCAACCUCGUCACUUAUAUAAUCUUCCUCAUAGCUCUCACAUCCUUCGCUCUCCUCGUGCCCAACCCUCUGACGGAGAACUGUAUCCAGUGCUCCAACGCCACACUCAGAGAUGAGAGGGGCCUCACCUUCCAGACCAUUACAUUCAUAACUGGCCCUACAGUGACUAGCAAUCCAAAUCUGCUCAACUACAUAUAUGCUACUGGUAUCAUCACCAUCGUUAUUGCUAUCCUGUCACUGUUGAAGGAAGGCUACCAGGUCAUCCAGUUCAAGCUACGCUACAUAACCGUCUACAACAUGGUGGAGGUGGUGUUGUACAUCUCCGCCCUAGUGCUGGCCUUCGCCAUUGUCAGGGAGAGUGAGUGUUUGUGUCCUCACAGGAUACAGUACCAGUUUGGAGCUGUUGCAGUAUUCCUGGCCUGGAUUAACUUUGUACUCUACUUUAGGAAGCUGGCAUACACAGGAAUCUAUGUGAUCAUGUUUGAGAACAUUCUCAUCACAUUUGGCAAGACCAUCCUGCUGACUUCCCUGCUUGUGCUUGCCUUUGGUUUUGCCUUCUUUAUGGCCUUCUACAACCCUGAAGCUGACUCAUCAAGAGCCUCUUUCUCGACUCCCCUGAGGGCUCUCUUCAAGACGGCCACCAUGACAAUCGGAGAGUUGGAGUACGACAGCCUCUUCCGCCAAGAUCCCGGUGGUCUGAAGCCGGGGGAUGGGCUGCAGGAGGAGAUUGAGUUUGAGGCCCUAGCUCGUGUGCUCUGGCUCAUCUUCCUCAUAUUCAUGCCCAUUAUAUUGAUCAACUUACUGGUUGGUCUGGCUGUAGACGAUAUCAAAGGCAUCCAAGAGGCAGCUUCUCUCAAAAGACUAGAGCUGCAAGUUGAGCUAGUGCUGGACAUAGAGGAGAAACUCCCUCCAAUGCGUCGCUGGUUCCACAUUGGUGAGGCCGUGGCCCACCCCAAUCAGACCAACGUGGUCACUAAGUUCCUACAGAGUGAGAGUCAGCAGGUGGACAAGAUACAGAAUGCUCUCACCCCACACCUGGAGCCCAUUGAGCAGGUACAGCAUCAGACACGAACCCUGGUGACGGACAUGACCAAGAUGAGGGAGACACUGACCGACCUUGCUGAGAGGAACAUUGUUCUGGAGAGGAUUAUCAAACAAAUGGCCAAUCGACAAGGCAUCAACGCUGAUGAUAUGGAGAUAGAUCAGGACGGGGAUGAGGAAGAUGCCUCCAUCUCACAGAUAUAGACACUUGAAUACCACUUAGUACUGUUAGCUAUAGUAUAGAUAGUCUGUUUUGUUGUUGUAUGCAUAUACUAGCUAGCAUGUUUUUAUACUGUAGAAUACGUGUAUAGAAUUGCAAUAUGCACAUAGUUAUAACAUUGCCCCCAUUUUUUUAGACUAGUGUGUAUUUUGUUGUUCUAAUUACAAUUGCUAUGACGAGUAUAUAUCAAUAAAACA
Messenger RNA from Halichondria panicea, 3983 nucleotides. Its product is annotated as transient receptor potential cation channel subfamily A member 1 homolog. The coding region runs from base 96 to 3770 and encodes 1224 amino acids. Gene Ontology annotation, cellular component: membrane. Gene Ontology annotation, molecular function: protein binding; monoatomic ion channel activity. NCBI's taxonomy places the organism in Eukaryota, Metazoa, Porifera, Demospongiae, Suberitida, Halichondriidae. Gene Ontology annotation, biological process: transmembrane transport; monoatomic ion transport. The record is from RefSeq and is a predicted model, not a curated record. The transcript is spliced from 18 exons.